Molecule: messenger RNA, 333 nt
Organism: Magnusiomyces paraingens
Lineage: Eukaryota; Fungi; Ascomycota; Dipodascomycetes; Dipodascales; Dipodascaceae
Exons: 1
Coding region: 1-333 (110 amino acids)
Source: RefSeq, a predicted model, not a curated record
AUGUCGGGAAUUACAUCUAUUUUUGGUUCUUCAGGGUCUAAUAAGACAGAGUCCCCCCUUUCAACUUCAACUUCUUCGCAGUCUAGCACAGAAAUCAAACGUCAAAUCCAGGAAAAGAUUCAGCAAGAGUUGGCCAUUGCUAAUGCCACAGAGUUAGUUAACAAGAUUACCGAAAACUGCUAUACAAUCUGUGUUCCCAAGCCAGGAUCGUCCCUCAGUUCUACUGAACAAACUUGCACAAAGCAAUGCAUGGAAAAAUACAUGCAAGCCUGGAAUACUGUUUCACGAGCUUACAUUUCUCGCAUUCAACAGGCUUCUGCUCAAGGUCUCUAA